Polistes canadensis is the source of this 1369-nucleotide messenger RNA. RefSeq lists its product as uncharacterized. Lineage: Eukaryota; Metazoa; Arthropoda; Insecta; Hymenoptera; Vespidae. The transcript is spliced from 4 exons. Bases 179 to 1108 code for a protein of 309 amino acids. The record is from RefSeq and is a predicted model, not a curated record.
UAUAAACUUGAUUGUCAGUUAGAAUCGAGUACAUUUCGUAGUUCAAUUGUUUUUAAUCUUCUUUCUUUCUCUUUAAUUUAUUUUUGUUAACAAUCAUAUUCCAUUAAUUAAUAUAAAUAUCUGUCUUACAUAGUCGUAUCGUACAUAAUAAUUAUUUGUUAAAGUAAAAUAAAUUAGAAUGAUUGCGGCAAGCAGAGUAAACUUAUUCAAUGGUCACAUUACCGAAAUUAAUACCUCUGAAAGUGCUGAAAUUGUAUUUGUACUUAAUGACAACCUGCAAAAAGCAUAUCUGUGUAAACAAGUAUAUUUUUACAAUGCUCGAUUAAUACCAGAAGAGGAUCCUUUGAAUAAAUACGUUUUUACCAACAUGGAGGUAACUUUUGUUUGCAAUAAUGUACGAAUAAGUGAAAUGAUUUCCAAAUGGGUAGUAAUUAUGUGUUGGCCGAAAAAACAUAGCCUUGGAGAUAAAGUUGAUAUAAAAGCAGGAAUGAUUGGUAUUUCAGGAUAUAUAUUUAAUUUAGAAGAUAAACAAGGAAUUCUGCGCACAGUAGAAUAUAAUCAGAAAUUGAAAAUAUUUUUUACGUUAGACAAGUUCUUUUUACAUGAUAAAAACUUAUCCUCCCAUCCAACAUUGAUACAUCAGUUAAAUUCAGAGACUAUGGUACAUUUUGAUGCUAUGCCUUGCAUACCCAAAGAAAAUAAAUAUAAUUGCGAAUGGUGCGCUACUUGUGUAUACAUAGGACCAAAACCAAUCAUGGAAAAUAUUAUGUUGGAAUCGACUAAUGAAAUCGCUACGCAAGUUCUGCAAGUUAUUCAUAAUAAUUUCAUCAAUCCAUUAUGUGUAUAUGUCAUCGGCAAAGGAAAAUUUUUUAGGAGUAUUGACGAUGAGUUUGGCUUGAUAUUAGCUCAAUUUCAAGAUAAUCUUUUCAAGGAAAUACUAUUUCAUAAAAAGAACGCUUACGUCUUUAAUAUAUGCAUGGCCAAUGAAAAAUUAUCCGACAUUUUUAAGAAAGGAGAUAAAAUGCAUUUUAUCGCAAUUGCAGCUGAAGUAGAUAAGUUUAUAGAUUGGAUCGCUGUACAUGUAUCUGUUUGUGACUAUGGAGAAUAAAUCCAUUUCAAAGCACAAACUUUGCCAGGAGAUUAUACAUCAAUGAUUAGAAGAAAUAGGUUUGUAAUAAUAUUGCCAAAAAUCAAAGUAUUUUCUAAAACCAAAGUUAUUUUUAGACUUACUAUAUAAUUUAUAUAUAUAUAUAAUAUUAAUAAUAUAAGGAAGGUACGACGUAAUGCUAAUGCAUUUAACAAAAUCUUAUUUUUGUUUUUCUAAAUGGAGACUAAACGAUUAUAUACUACGACCUGUUAUGUGUACAUA